Molecule: messenger RNA, 1002 nt
Organism: Plasmodium adleri (nom. inval.)
Lineage: Eukaryota; Apicomplexa; Aconoidasida; Haemosporida; Plasmodiidae
Product: conserved Plasmodium protein, unknown function
Exons: 3
Coding region: 1-1002 (333 amino acids)
Source: RefSeq, a predicted model, not a curated record
AUGAUAAAAUUACUUAUUUAUUUUUCCUUGGUGGUUGUAUUUUUUUUUCAUAGUAAAACGCUAGGUUUCAAAAAAAAUUCAAUAAUAAAACAGCAUAAUGUAUUUUCUUUUUUAACAUGUUAUAAAGACAAUUCUAUAAAAAACAGAAUUAAAAAAAGAAGGAAUAAUAAACUUUGUAGUAAGAUUUUAAAUUAUAAUAUAUAUAUGCCAAAUAAUAUGAAGAUAUCUAAUAUAAAUUUAAAAAAUAACGUAUUUCAAAUUAUUAAUUUCCCUUUAUCAACAUAUAAUAUCAUAUCGAUUGAUUAUGGUUAUAACUUUAUGGGCCUUUGUAUUUUGUGUAAGAAUAAGUACAUAUAUGAAAAGGUUUUUUCAAGACAUAAGAAUAUAUUAUACAAGAAAGAAUUUGAGCUUCCUAUAAAGGAGAAUGUGCAUUUAUUUUAUGUUGUUAAUUUUCAAAAUUAUAUAUACAACUUUUUUUCUUUAUUUCAUUAUCUGUUUGAAUUUAUUUACAACACUAACCUUCUUGUAAUCAUUGGUUCAAAUGGGUCUCAUAUGGAUGAAAUGGUAAGCGAUAUGGGAAAACAUAUGUGCUUUCUUAUGAAUGAGGAGAAAUCGAAACCUACUAAUAAUCUUUCCUUUGAUAUAUAUGAUGAAACAAUAACCUUUAAAAAUGACAAUAUGUCUAUAAAAAGUAAAAAGGAUUAUAUAGAAAAAUAUAAUUUCUCAGUGAAUGAAAAUAGUAUAGAACUAAAUGGACAAUAUGAAGAAGACAAUACAUUAAAAUUUUCUUUAAAAAAUAUGGUUACAAAAGUAAAAGACCAUAACAAUACAUUGUUUUCAAAAUUUUAUAAUAAAAAUUAUAAAAAUAGAAAGGAUAGUAUAUCAGCUUGUUAUUUAUUAAAUUAUUUUUUAAAAUACUAUGACAAUAAUAAGAAUGAAUUUUUUUUACCAUCAAAAAAUGUUCAUUAUAUGUAUCACAUAAAAGGAAAAAAAUAUAUAUAA